This is a messenger RNA of Hemicordylus capensis (graceful crag lizard), 5116 nucleotides long. RefSeq names its product patatin like phospholipase domain containing 7 (gene PNPLA7). The record is from RefSeq and is a predicted model, not a curated record. Gene Ontology annotation, cellular component: endoplasmic reticulum. Gene Ontology annotation, molecular function: phosphatidylcholine lysophospholipase A1 activity. Lineage: Eukaryota; Metazoa; Chordata; Lepidosauria; Squamata; Cordylidae. Bases 264 to 4265 code for a protein of 1333 amino acids. The transcript has 35 exons. Gene Ontology annotation, biological process: lipid metabolic process.
CUGCCCAAUAAAAACACACACCCACAUCUACCCAAAACUUUCUUCUUUGGCCGAUUCUUGGGCUGUAACUUUCAUAAACAUCUAAAAGCUUGGAGCGGGGGCGGGGGAAGGACUCUAUGGAAACUCUCCGGCUAGAGCGUCUGGUGGAAAUGACGUAGAGGGUGCUCAGCGGUAAACCCUGACCUUUGACCCGUUAUGUCAGGGCUCGAGCCUUAAGGGAAAUAAGAACCGUUGGCGUCUCCUCCCCUCCCCCCUCCCCUGGCAUGGCCGGUCAGAAGAGCGCGGGCACCCUGCUGCAGGCCGGCUUCCCGACAAGCUCAGAGCUAAGAACACGAGUUCUUCAGUUCGUAGAAGACAGAAUGCAGACCACGAUGGUAAUGUUGACUGGAAUCAUCAUCGGUACCGCAGUCGCCUUGUCCCUUGUCAGCAUCGCGGUGUAUUUUGUUUACAGAAAGGUGAAGGAAUCGAGGCAACCUCAGCCCCAAGCGCCUCAGUACAGGUUCCGCAAGAGAGACAAAGUCAUGUUCUACGGCCGCAAGAUCAUGAGAAAGGUCACGACUCUGCCCAACUCCCUGGUCGGAAACACGGUGCCCCGCCAGCGGAUGCGGAAACGGGCCAAAGUCCUGUCCUUGGCCAAGAGGAUCCUGCGUUUCAAGAAGGAGUCCCCCACCCUGCAGCCGAAAGAGCCCCCUCCCUCCCUGCUCGAAGCCGACCUGACGGAGUUCGACGUGAAGAAUUCCCACUUGCCCUCGGAAGUCCUCUACAUGCUGAAGAAUGUCAGGGUCCUUGGGCACUUUGAGAAGCCCCUCUUCCUGGAGCUGUGCAAGCACAUGGUCUUUGUGCAGCUGCACGAAGGAGAGUACAUCUUCCGUCCCGGCGAGUUGGACAACAGCAUUUAUGUGGUGCAGGAUGGCAAGCUGGAAGUCUGCAUCCAGGAGAGCGACGGCACAGAAGUGGUGGUCAAAGAGGUGCUGGCCGGGGACAGCGUCCACAGCCUCCUGAGCAUCCUGGAUGUCAUCACGGGUCAUCCUGCUCCCUACAAAACCGUUUCCGCCCGGGCAGCCACCCCUUCCACCAUCCUGCGCCUUCCAGCCAAUGCGUUCCAGGACGUCUUCCAGAAAUACCCUGAGACCCUUGUCAGGGUGGUGCAGAUCAUCAUGGUGAGGCUCCAGAGAGUCACUUUCCUGGCCUUGCACAACUACCUGGGCUUGACCACCGAACUCUUCAACUCUGAGAACCAGGCCAUCCCACUGGUGUCGGUGGCGAGUGUCACCUCCGGCGGAAACGCCGGCAAAGCGGUGAAGAGGCAGCUUUCUAACCUGUCGGAGGAAGAGCGGGCGGAAAAGCAGGAGAGGCCGGGGGCUUCCUCGGAGACCGAGGCAGCGAAGUCUCCGAGGUCCGAGAUUCCCCUCCGAAGGAGCCUGUCUUUGACCUCCUCCCCUGUGUACGCCGAUACUGCUGGGUUCCUGGCUAGUGCCAAAGACUUGGACAUGGCGUACGAGAGAGCCCGGGUCUCCGUCUCUUCCGAAGAGGCCCUUUCCAGCCCUGCUGCUUACAAGUCCAUCUUGAAGAAGACGGUGACCGUGACGGAAAUGCCCUCGGCCGUCUUCCACUACACGCAGGACCCCCUUGGCACGCUGGAGCCUGGCACCAGCAAGCAGGUGGACACCAUCUUUGCGGCGGCCAAGAAGGACCUUUUAACCCUGAUGAAGCUGGACGACCCCUCUCUCUUGCACGGGAAGGUGAGCCUCCAUCAGGUGACGGCAGGGACCGUGGUGUCGAGGCAAGGCGACCAGGACGUCAACAUCCGGUUUGUGAUCUCGGGGAUGCUCCACGUCUACCAGCGGAAGAUCGACUCGGAGGAGGAGACCUGCCUCUUCAUCACCCACCCCGGGGAGCUGGUGGGCCAGCUGGCCGUCCUCACGGGGGAGCCCCUCAUCUUCACCCUCAAGGCCAACCGGGACUGCACCUUCCUCUCCAUUUCCAAAUCCCACUUCUAUGAGAUAAUGCGGGAGCAGCCAACAGUUGUCCUGGGUGUGGCUCACACGGUGGUGAAGAGGAUGUCGUCCUUCGUGCGGCAGAUCGACUUUGCCCUGGACUGGAUGGAAGUGGAAGCUGGACGGGCUGUUUACAGGCAGGGCGACAACUCGGACUGCACCUACAUCGUGCUGAACGGGCGGCUCCGCUCCGUCAUCAGGAUGGACGACGGGAAGAAGCACCUGACGGGCGAAUACGGCCGCGGGGACCUCAUUGGCGUGGUCGAGGCCUUAACCCAUCAGCCACGGGCAACGACGGUCCAUGCAGUCCGCGAUUCUGAGCUCGCCAAGCUUCCGGAGGGAGCCCUGACCUCCAUCAAGCGCAAAUUUCCUCAGGUGGUGACGCGACUCAUCCAUUUGCUGGGCGAGAAGAUUCUGGGCAGCCUCCAGCAAGGGGGUCACCCGCUCGGACUCCACACGCCCAGCAGCAAAUGGGACUCCAGCAACCCGGCCAGCAACCUCUCCACCGUGGCCAUCAUGCCGGUGUCGGAAGACGUGCCCCUCGCCACCUUCACCCUGGAGCUGAAGCACGCGCUCUGCGCCAUUGGUCCCGCUCUUCUGCUCACCAGUGACAACAUCAAACAGCAACUUGGAUCUGCAGCCCUGGACAGCAUCCACGAGUAUCGGCUCUCCAGCUGGCUGGGCCAACAAGAGGACAUGCACCGCAUUGUGCUCUACCAGUCGGACAGCAGCCUCACCCCGUGGACCCAGCGCUGCAUCCGGCAGGCCGACUGCAUCCUGAUUGUGGGGCUGGGAGAACAGGAGCCCACGGUUGGAGAGCUGGAGCGCAUGUUGGAGAACACGGCGGUCCGUGCCCAGAAGCAGCUGAUCCUGCUCCACCGAGAGGAAGGGCCCCUGCCUUCCCGGACCGUGGAGUGGCUCAACAUGCGGAGCUGGUGCUCGGCCCAUCUCCACCUCCGCUGCCCCCGGCGCGUCUUCUCCCGGCGCAGCCUGCCCAAGCUGAAAGAGCUGUACGAGCGCGUGUUUCAGAAGCCUCCAGACAGGCACUCGGACUUCUCCCGGCUGGCCCGCAUCUUGACUGGGAACGCGAUCGCUUUGGUGCUUGGAGGAGGCGGGGCACGGGGCUGUUCCCAGGUGGGCGUCAUCCGGGCCCUGAACGAAGCCGGCAUCCCGGUCGACAUGAUCGGGGGCACCUCCAUCGGGUCCUUCAUGGGCGCCCUCUACGCCGAGGAGCGCAGCUACACUCAGAUGCGGAUCAAGGCCAGGCAGUGGGCCAUGAAUAUGAACUCCGUGCUUAAAACAGUCCUAGACCUGACCUACCCGAUCACCUCCAUGUUCUCCGGCGCGUCGUUCAACAACGGCAUCGGCAACAUCUUCAAGGACAAACAGAUCGAGGAUCUCUGGAUUCCUUACUUCACCAUCACGACGGACAUCACCGCUUCGGCCAUGAGAGUCCACACCGACGGCUGUCUGUGGCGCUACAUCCGGGCCAGCAUGUCCCUCUCUGGCUACCUGCCCCCCCUCUGCGACCCAAAGGACGGGCACCUCCUGAUGGAUGGCGGCUACAUCAACAAUCUCCCAGCGGACGUCGCGCGGUCCAUGGGGGCGAAAGUGGUCAUUGCCAUUGACGUGGGGAGCCGGGAUGAGACCAACCUCACCAACUAUGGCGACGCCCUCUCUGGCUGGUGGCUGCUGUGGAAAAGGUGGAACCCCCUCGUGGAGAAAGUGAAGGUGCUGAAUAUGGCAGAGAUCCAGACCCGGCUGGCCUACGUGUGCUGCGUCCGGCAGCUGGAGAUGGUCAAGAGCAGCGAUUACUGCGAGUACAUCCGGCCACCCAUCGACCGCUACGGCACCCUGGACUUCGGGAAGUUCGACGAGAUCUGUGAAGUGGGCUAUCAGCACGGGAGGACAGUGUUCAACGUCUGGAGCAGAAGUGGCGUCCUGGACAAGAUGCUGAAGGACAGGCAGGAGCUCUGCCAGUCCAAACCGUCAUGCAUCGUCACCUGCCCCACCACCUCAUUCACCGACCUGGCAGAAAUCGUCUCCAGAAUUGAACCCGUCAAGCCUGUGGUCGUGGCAGAUGAUGAGUCUGACUACCAGACAGAGUACGAGGAAGAGGUUCUGGGCAGCCACAGGGAUGACUACGUCAACUUCCUGAGUAGCCAGGCAGAAGACGACUCCGACUCCGAUCAAGAAGUCCGGCUCCGGAAGCGGACCAGCAUGGCCAGUCAGGAGAGCCCCUCCGGCAGUGGGACGGAGCUGAGCUAACCCCCCCCGCCCCCCCGAGGCGCUACAGCCUGCCGCAUGCCCACGCAUUCUCUUCUUGCCAUUACAGACUUGCCUGGUUGAGAUGUAGCGGUGUGGCUUUUUCUUUAACUUCUUGCCCAACGUCCGGGCAGGGGCCUCAGCCUGUGGUGGGAGGGCAGGACCCUCACCCAGCCUCCCCUCCUGCCACCCCCACCCCCACCCCCACCCUCCAGUCGUCGUCUUUUUCGGCUACAAGCCCGCAGAAGCCUCCAGAGUGGCUUGGCCCCAAAGGAUUCUGGGGUGGUGCUGUUGGACGCUGGCCGGGUGUGGAGUUGGUGGUACCCUUUCUGCUUGUCCAGUGAACAAGGGGGCGGCACGGGUUGGUUUGUUUUUUUGGGGGGGGAGGCUGCUUUGCCCAGUUCAGGGGCGGUUUUUGGCACUCUGAAGCCAACCCCGCCGCCCCUUGCCGAGAUUUCUGCCGCUCCCUUGCCUGCACCUACGGCUGGGAACAAAAGGUUCUGCUGACAGUUAGCAGGAAGCCGGAAUGUCAAGAUGCAAAUACAUCGGGAUGUUCCCCGCCCGCAUCCGACACGGGGCGAUAACAGAGCCAUCUGUCGGGAGCUGUCGCGUCUGGCGGCAGCGCCAGCAGCUACCUCGCCAGGAACGGUUGGAUUGAAGAAGUGCCUUCGCUGGAUCGCCUUUCUCUGUUGCCGGCUGAGGGGAGGACCCCAGCAAGCAGCUCCCUUGCUCGCCUUUCCGAGACUGCUUCCCGCAGGCCGCCUAAACGAGCCUGUUUCGGGUCAUGGCAUCCGUCUGUCUCUCUCUCUGUCUCUCCCGUUUGUUUUAAUGAACAAAUAAAAACGGCAACCAGA